Dichomitus squalens LYAD-421 SS1 is the source of this 948-nucleotide messenger RNA. RefSeq names its product P-loop containing nucleoside triphosphate hydrolase protein. The transcript is spliced from 7 exons. The record is from RefSeq and is a predicted model, not a curated record. Lineage: Eukaryota; Fungi; Basidiomycota; Agaricomycetes; Polyporales; Polyporaceae. Bases 137 to 880 code for a protein of 247 amino acids. Gene Ontology annotation, cellular component: cytoplasm.
GGCAAGUCUGACUCACAAUUGCCUCCUGCAGCUCUGCAGCGUAACGAGGACACGAGGAUCCGCCCCUCCAUAGCUUACUACCUCGGGAAACACCCGAAACUAACCAGAGCCUGGUCAUACUCUAGCCUCGAACGCAAUGAAAACACGCGUUGUUCUGAUCGGUAUCGGAGGGGCAACGUGCUCCGGGAAGACCACUCUGGCGAAGCACCUCCGACGUAUAUUGCCUGACAGUGUCAUUAUACACCAAGAUGAUUUCGCACCACCUCAAGAACUGGUUCCAGUGCACCCCAUGUAUGGUGUGCAAGAUUGGGACCGCGCAGAAGGCGCGAUAGAAUGGCCCAGGAUCAUCAAGGCACUAGAAGAGGUCAGGCGAACAGGAGUGAUACCCCCAGAGCAUGUGUCGCACGACCAUCUCAACGCGCAGAAGGAUGUGCCCAUAGACGAAACUACAUUCCAGAAGUGGAGAAAACGGUUCGAAGAAGUAGAGCAGGAACACCGAGAGAGGGGGGAGGAGGUCAAGUGGGUAAUUGUGGAUGGAUUCCUACUGUUUUGGGAGCCGCAAGUAGUUGAGAAGCUUGAUCACCGCAUCUUCCUCCGGGUACCCCACGACGUCCUCAAGCAACGGAGGCACGAACGGCAUGGGUACCACACUGCAGAGGGCAGCCUUUGGCGCGAUCCGCCGAAUUACUGGGAGCAGAUCGUCUGGCCGGCAUAUGUCGCCGCGCACGAGCAGAUUCUCGAGAACGGGGACGUCGAGCACGGGAAGCCCAAUGGCAAAGUUCCGGGGCUGCUGCUGUUCGAGGGGCUUGAGGUGGGCAUGAGCGAAAUGGUUGAACGGGUGUGUAGCGUGCUCGAUACAGGGGCGGUGGGUGGAGAUUAGCUGUACACAGGGAACAUAGACUUCAUUUUCUUCGUGAGCUUGGGAUGGGAUCGUUCCUCGCGGCGGAA